UAAGCCCAACAGGUCCUACAAACAAUACUCAUCCGUCAGUUCCGUAAAGAAAGAUAUUACCCAAAAAAAAUCCACUUUUCUGGAGAAACCACAGCCACAAGCAAAAUGUGUGGUCUCUGCACUAAGAUUUCAUUUUGAUAAUUCCACUUCUUCCCCAAUCCACAACCAUUCUCUCUGAGCUGAACAGAGAAGUUGUUCUCCAAUGGCUUCCUACUCCCGCUCCCUCACCACACCCCCUUCCUCUCUCUACACAACCACCCGCCCAAUCCUCAACCCCGUCACCAUUAAUCUCAAACUCAACACGGUGGUGUUCGCGCGGAUGAACGGCGACGAGAACGACAGCUGUAUGCGGUUCCUGAAGGACAUGGAGGUGGUGGAGGUGCCCACGUUUCUGUUCAUCAGAGACGGCGAGAUCAAGGGCAGGUACGUCGGCUCCGGCAAGGGGGAGCUCAUCGGCGAGAUUCUUAGAUACCAAGGGGUUCGCGUUACUUAUUAAAAAUCAAUUGAUUGCCCCCGGAACUGGAAGAGCUGUAUUUUUAGUUCGAAAUUCGAAUACAUGAUUUUGAUUUUGGGAGUACCUUGUUCAGACUUUCUUAUGUGAUCACUUGUUAUACAUUUGCGGUUUCGACGUAAUUAUGAUCCCUUUAAUUGCUGCCGCUGAAACUUUUAAUUUAUCCUAAUUCAA
This is a messenger RNA of Momordica charantia (bitter melon), 685 nucleotides long. Lineage: Eukaryota; Viridiplantae; Streptophyta; Magnoliopsida; Cucurbitales; Cucurbitaceae. The record is from RefSeq and is a predicted model, not a curated record.